CAAGGAGCUUUGCCUGUCUGAAGGGGCGGGGCCUGAGCGGGCUCGGGGGCUUGCUGAGGGUUAACACUUGUUAGUUAGAUUCUACCCGGAACUGGGUAACGAACUCGCGCAAACUUAAGCACGGAUUUCUAACUUUUGGGGAGUUCGUAUUUUCUCCCCCAGGUUGUGUGGCGGGAGGUGGCUGUGCGUGAGUCCCCAUAAGUUUGUGCAAAGUCUACUUUGGACGCCUUGGUGAGAGGCAACAGAAGACGAAAGAAAGAAAAAAAAAUUGGAAAUCAGUUUUUCUCCUUGAGAGUUGAAUCAAGGUUAAGUAUAAAGACCUGACCAUGCCUCCACAGAAAGACAUUGUGAAAAUUGCCAUCCAAAUGCCAGGGGCCUACCCCCAGCUCAUUGAUUUAGACCAGAAAAAGCCUUUAUCAACAGUCAUUAAGGAAGUCUGUGAUGGAUGGAACAUCAAUUGCCCUGAAAACCAUGCACUUCAGUACACAGAUGGGAUACAGACAUACAUUACAGAAACGAACCGACUAGACAUCAAAAAUGGAAGUAUUCUGCGUCUCACCACUGCUCCAGGCCGUUACGCAGACCAGCUGUUCGCUGGCAUCCAAAACAACAACAAUGAUAUUAAAUGUGACUCACUAAAACAAUUGGCUUUCGUCUCCACUGAUGUAACAUUUGCCCAGGAGUUCAUCAACCGUGAUGGACAUAAUCAGCUUGUCUUCAUUGUGGAGAAUGGCAAUGACCCUUCUGAAAUUAUUGCACAUGCACUGAAAGCCUUCAUGGAAUUAAUGGAUCAUGGAAUUGUUUCCUGGGAGAAUCUGUCUUUCAUCUUCAUUAUAAAGAUUGCCAACUAUGUCAAUACAAAGGUGAUGGAUGCUUCCAUCCAGCAGCUCUCAUUAGCAAUCCUAGAGAGCAUGGUUCUAAGCAGUAGCAGUUUAUUCCAGCAGGUCAAACAUGAAGUCACUCUGGAACGACUUGUUGAACACUUGCAAGUACCGAACCAGCAAAUUCAAACAAAAGCCAUGGCUUUGCUGAUAGCUCUUCUUCAGACGGCAAGUGACUUGGAGAAACGGGAAAUGAUUGAAUUUUUGGGGAAGAAAAAUAUGCGGCAGUAUAUUUACAAGAAUAUUAUUCACAGCUCUGGUGCAAUUGGAGAUGAGAUGGCCCAUUACUUAUAUGUUCUGCAAUCUGUAACUCUAAAUCUCCUGGAGCCCAAAAUGAAAACUCCUUUUGAUUCUUAUAACCCGGAGCAACGGGAAAUUCUCCAUACAUUGAGGCAAGUUGCCUUUGAGUCAGAUGGAGAAGCCAAUUUGUCUAAUGAGAGACGACGUUCCCUCUGUGCUAAAGAGUUCAAGAAGCUGGGGUUCUCGAACAACACUAACCCUGGUCAAGAUCUGAAUCGCACUCCACCCGGACUUUUGGCUCUAAGCACCAUGGCUUACUUCUCUUCACGCUAUCCUGAUGCCUACAGCCGGUUUGUUUUAGAGAACAGCAGCCGGGAAGACAAGCAUGAAUGUCCAUUUGCCAGGAGUAGUAUCCAGCUCACACAGAUGCUGUGUGAAAUCCUACGGAUCGGGGAGCCUACUUUUGAGACUGGACAGGACUAUUAUCCAGUCUUCUUUGCUCAGGAUCACCUUCUGGAGGAAUUAUUCUGUAUUUGUAUACAACUGCUCAACAAGACAUGGAAGGAGAUGCGAGCCACACAAGAGGACUUUGACAAGGUUAUGCAGGUAGUUCGGGAGCAGAUAACACGAACCCUGUCCAGCAAGCCCACCUCUCUGGAGUUGUUUAAAAAUAAAGUGAAUGCUCUCAACUACAGUGAGAUUCUUAAACUGCGACAGACUGAGCGCCUUCACCAGGAGGAAACUCUUGCACCCCCUGUGUUAGAAUUAAAGGAGAGACUAAAACCGGAACUGCUGGAGUUGAUCCGACAGCAGAGGCUCAACCGCCUCUGUCAUGGAACACUUUUCAGGAAAAUCAGCAGUCGGAGACGACAAGACAAGCUAUGGUACUGUCGACUUUCUCCUAAUCAUAAAGUGCUGCACUAUGGAGAUGUGGAUGAAGAGACAGACUGUCCUCCAAUUGAGACACUUCAAGAAAAAAUUCCUGUGGCAGACAUCAAGGCACUACUGACUGGCAAAGACUGCCCACAUAUGAAAGAGAAGAGCUCGGGGAAACAGAACAAGGAAGUUUUGGACCUUGCCUUCACCAUUAUAUAUGAUGUGGAAGACUACAGUUUGAACUUUAUUGCGUCAUCAAGAACGGAUUUUUGCCUUUGGACUGAUGGUUUGAAUGUCUUGCUGGGGAAAGAAAUGAACAGUGAGUGCAUGCGGAGUGAGUUGGAUAUUCUCUUAUCCAUGGAAAUCAAACUAAGGCUACUGGACCUGGAGAACAUUCCAAUCCCAGACGCUCCGCCACCUUUGCCAGAUCCUCCCAGCAAUUACCACUUCUGCUAUGACUUCAGCCACAGUGAACAGUAGACUCAAAAGUAA
This is a messenger RNA of Erpetoichthys calabaricus (reedfish), 2489 nucleotides long. It is a transcript of the gene elmo3, whose product is annotated as engulfment and cell motility 3. The transcript has 21 exons. Gene Ontology annotation, biological process: actin filament organization; cell motility. NCBI's taxonomy places the organism in Eukaryota, Metazoa, Chordata, Cladistia, Polypteriformes, Polypteridae. The record is from RefSeq and is a predicted model, not a curated record. Bases 327 to 2477 code for a protein of 716 amino acids.